UUCGGCGCGCUGAAGCAAUUAGCCGCCAGUUCCCGAUGGUAUCAUAAAUGAUACAUAGCCAAAUAUGCGCACACAUUUUUAUUUCGCCGACGCACGCUGUAGUGGUGAGGUUAGGUUAGUGUAUUGUUUACAUUUGCAAGUGCACGUUGCAUCAUUAUGCCUUUUGACCAAAAUAAGAGGGCCUUAACCAGCUUCGAGCUAGAAGAAUUAGUUCUUAAUCUGGACCUAGACCAAUCAGAUAUCGGCGAUUUAUCGUCGGAGAGUGGGGAUGAAGGAGAUGUGGACUUGGAUUUGGUUAAUAUUAACCUUGAUCAUCAGGAUGGAUUAGAAAGUAUAGAGGAUAUGGAGAUCGCAGAAAAUAUGAGUGAUUCUUCGGAUGACGAGCCUCUUGCCCAUUAUUUACCAAGCUAUGAAAAAACUUGGUCCCGUGUCCGGGAAUUUGAACCAUUCCAGUUUAACUUUAAAAACGAGAACAUUUCCACUCAAUUAAAUCAACCAAGUAUGUACCUAAGAAAAUACAUUUCUGAUACUUUCUUUGAACAAAUGGCACUUUUCACAAAUAUGCGUGAGGUUAUUGAGACAGGUCGUUCCCUUGAAACUUCUGAAUAUGAAUUGUGAAAAUUCUUUGGAGCUUCCAUGUUGAUUGGAAUUUAUGGUCUACCGAGAAUAAGGAUGUACUGGGCGCGAAGUACAAGAGUACCCAUUGUUUCAGACACAAUUUUAAGAAAUCGGUACUUUAUAUUGCGAUCACGGGUAAAACUUGUAGAAGAUCAGAGGGUUACCAAUGAA
Messenger RNA from Anthonomus grandis grandis, 789 nucleotides. RefSeq lists its product as uncharacterized. The coding region runs from base 157 to 618 and encodes 153 amino acids. The transcript is spliced from 2 exons. The record is from RefSeq and is a predicted model, not a curated record. NCBI's taxonomy places the organism in Eukaryota, Metazoa, Arthropoda, Insecta, Coleoptera, Curculionidae.